UUCUUCCAAAGGUUAACAAUAUUCUCAAUUAACCAUCAUAUUUUAGCACUGAGAAGGUAAAGAGUCAAGAGUGUGAAAUAAAAUAAAAUAACUCUUUACCUUUUCUUUUAAUCUGCAACCGGUUGCAAGUAGUGAAUUACUUUUCCCCCAAGUGUUCUGCAUAUCAUUGGCAUAACAUGAGUGGAUCAGGAAAGGGUUUGCUGGGCAUGUGGCUCUACAGGAGAGGAGAAGAAUGGGCUAUCAAGGAAGGAAGUCCCAUGCACAAAUCUAAAGAUAUGCCGAUGGUCGAAAAACGAGAGCAAUCAGACACGAAGAAUUCCGUGGUAUUUUCCCUGAAGGAUCAAGUUGGAGGAUUAGCUCGAGCACUCCAAGUAUUUCAAGAUUUGGGGGUGAAUGUCGUGCAUAUUGAGUCGAGGAAGUCCGUUCGACGUGGCUCAGAGUACGAAAUACUCGUUGAUGUGGAGUGUGAGCACAAGAGGAUGGAACAACUCAUGAGAAUGCUGAGCAGAGAAGUAGCUGCUAUUAAUUUAUCGCAGUAUGAGCAGAUUGGCAAUGUUCCGCGUCCAUGUCUCUCUACUGCACAAAGUUUUGAUUUCAGUGAAGUGGAUAUGCCAUGGUUUCCGCGAAAAAUAUCCGAUCUCGAUCAGGCACAGAAAGUUUUGAUGUAUGGAAUGGAAUUGGAUGCGGAUCACCCAGGAUUCAAAGAUCCUGUCUAUAGAAAACGUCGGGAGCAAUUCGCAGACAUUGCUAAUAAUUACAGACAUGGACAAGGUAUUCCAAGAGUGCAGUACACACCAGAGGAGGUGAAGACCUGGGCUACUGUCUUCCGUGAAUUGCAUCAACUCUAUUUGAAACACGCGUGUAAAGAAUACCUCGAUAAUUGGCCUAAAUUGGUUAAAUAUUGUGGCUAUAGAGAAGACAAUAUUCCUCAACUGCAAGACAUCUCCAACUUUCUGAAACGAAUGACUGGAUUUCAACUGCGACCAGUCGCUGGAUAUUUGUCACCUCGAGAUUUUCUCGCGGGACUAGCAUUUCGAGUUUUUCACUGCACUCAGUACAUACGACACUCUUCAGACCCUUUCUAUACACCUGAACCGGACUGUUGCCACGAGCUUCUGGGGCAUAUGCCUCUCCUGGCGAACCCCAGCUUUGCCCAAUUUUCCCAAGAGCUUGGAUUAGCGUCACUAGGAGCUUCUGAUGCAGACAUUGAUAAACUCGCGACGCUGUAUUUCUUCACCGUUGAAUUCGGCUUGUGCAAACAGGAUGGCGUCCUCAGGGUUUAUGGGGCAGGUCUACUCUCUUCUGUAGCAGAACUACGACAUGCCGUCACUACGGAAGAAAAAAUUCUGCGAUUCGAACCGGAAAUCACGUGCAAACAGGAGUGCAUUAUCACGGCUUUUCAGAAUGCUUAUUAUUACACCGAAAGCAUCGAGGAAGCUAAAGAAAAGAUGCGGGCCUUCGCCAAUCAGAUUCAACGUCCGUUCGGGAUUCGCUACAAUCCUUAUACCCAAUCGGUGGAGGUUCUUACAGAUGCCCAGAAAAUUACAGCCCUCGUGAGUGAGCUCCGGGGUGAUCUCUGCAUUGUAUCGAAUGCCUUGCGAAAAAUCCAGGAACAAGACGACACGGUCGAUAUUGAGAGGAUAACGAGUCUUUUGACUCAAGGAAUCGACUUGCCCCAGGAGUCCUCAUCCUCGGACAGCGACGAUGGCGAUAAAAGCCCAAAUCUCCAGGAACCUGAAAGGAACAUCGACAACAGUACCAGUCAAGAGGAAUAUCAUCCUGACCCCAACCUCCUAGAUCGUCAGCGUUGAACGUAAAUAUUUGGACCGCCUCGGAAGUAAGGAAAAAACAGGAAAAUGCGAGCAAGACUUUUCUUUUUUCUCUUCGUUUUCUUCUUUUUUUUGCUUGAUUGAAAUUCUAUCAAAUUUCAUUGACGAUUUUGGACAAACGAAUCAUUGUCAAACAAAUUAAUGAAUUUUUAUAUUUUAUGGAUGUGAUUUCUCAUUCAUUGUACAUUUUUUCGUCGUGAUAUCUGUCUUUCUUUUACCUCCGAGGCUAUUUAAUAAUUCAGAAAUAUAGAUAAUAAGAUAUAGAACAUCAAAGAGAUUCAUUUCUUUCCGCUGAAUAUGCCGAUUCUAUACAUCGAUGAAAAUUGAAUGACAAUUCAAUGCCCCCGGGGAUGUAACCACAUAAAAUUCGCACCAAACAGGUGAAUCCCUGAAGAAAUAAAUCACAGAAAGAAUAGUACAUUUUAAAUGGUCUCUAAUAGCAAGUUGUAUUAGCUCUCGCUUACCGCAUGUACCUGUUAAAAAAUGCUUGAUAUUAAUGUUGACAAAUAUAUUAUCGACGAUGAAAUAAUAAUGAGAAUAAUAAAUUGAAUGUGAAAUCUGGAAA
Fopius arisanus is the source of this 2394-nucleotide messenger RNA. It is a transcript of the gene Trhn, whose product is annotated as tryptophan hydroxylase. NCBI's taxonomy places the organism in Eukaryota, Metazoa, Arthropoda, Insecta, Hymenoptera, Braconidae. The record is from RefSeq and is a predicted model, not a curated record. Gene Ontology annotation, cellular component: neuron projection. The transcript is spliced from 12 exons. Gene Ontology annotation, biological process: aromatic amino acid metabolic process; serotonin biosynthetic process. Gene Ontology annotation, molecular function: tryptophan 5-monooxygenase activity; iron ion binding. The coding region runs from base 177 to 1811 and encodes 544 amino acids.